This is a messenger RNA of Entrophospora sp. SA101, 267 nucleotides long. The record is from the annotation of a GenBank genome assembly. NCBI's taxonomy places the organism in Eukaryota, Fungi, Glomeromycota, Glomeromycetes, Entrophosporales, Entrophosporaceae.
AUGUUCAUUUAUCCAAAUACUCGUUCAUUUCAUAGAUCAGAAAAAGAAUAUGAACUUAGAUUAAAUUGUGCCACCGCAGGAUUAAAAACAACACCUGACCUUUCAUUUGACAAGACUGCAAUUCCAUUAGCAGAAUUCGCAAUCAGCCAUUUUGUUGCUUUGGAGGAACAUUUUGAAAGGAUUGCAAAGAACUUUAAAUAUCGAAGUGGUCAAUUCACACCACCUACACAGAUGUCUUUUAUGUGCAAACUUCCUGAUACGCCACAG